AUGUCCAUCCGGGUCGUCGCGAGGAUACGUCCGCUGCUGGAGAAGGAGCUCGACAAGGACAUGAUUGUGCGAUCCGACAGGGUAGAGCCGGGCAAGCCUGACACGAUUGUCAAGAUUCCGAAUCCCAAGAACGAGGCCGAGGAGUUUUCCUUUGCCUUCAACGGCGUCUACGACCAGCCCACGUCCCAGGAGACCUUGUUUACUUGCGAAGUACAACCGCACCUCAAGUCCCUCUUCCAGGGCUACGAUGUCACGAUAUUCGCCUACGGCGUCACGGGCACGGGCAAGACGCACACGAUGCGAGGCGGCCUCAAGCUCGCGGAGCGCGGCGUCAUCCCGCGCCUGCUCAGCGGCAUCUUCCGCCGCGGCCGCAAGAUCGCAAAGGACACGGCCGGCCAGACGACGGCGCGGGUGAGCCUGUCGUACUACGAAAUCUACAACGACAAGGUCUUCGACCUGCUCGAGCCCCCCGAGAAGCGCACCCCGGCCGGCCUGCCUCUGCGCGCCGAGGCCAACGGCAGGACCGUCGUGGCCGGCCUCUCGGAGCGGGCGUGCGAGGACCUGCGAGACUUUGAGAAGCUGUACAUCGAGGCCAACGCGAACCGCGUCACGGCCGCCACCAAGCUCAACGCCCACAGCAGCCGCAGCCACGCCAUCCUGCGCGUCAAGCUGACGCAGACGACGGGCGGCGCCGUCCUCGAGAGCACCGCAUCGGCCAUCGACCUCGCCGGCUCCGAAGACAACCGGCGCACCGACAACGGCAAGGAGCGCCUGGUCGAGUCGGCGGCCAUCAACAAGAGCCUCUUUGUCCUCAGCCAGUGCAUCGACGCCAUCUCGCGCGGCGACAAGCGCAUCCCCUACCGCGAGUCCAAGAUGACGCGCAUCCUGUCGCUCGGCCAGAACAAGGGCAUCACCGUCAUGAUUCUCAACCUGGCCCCGCUGCGCAGCUACCACCUCGACACGCUGAGCAGCCUCAACGUCAGCUCCCGCGCCAAGCGCAUCGAGGUCCGCGAGAUUGAGAACGAGGUCGUCUUCAAGCAGGUUCCUAGGGCGAACCCGGGCGUGGCACCGGGCGGCAUCGCCCGUCAGCCGUUGCGGCCGCUGGCCAACGCGCACAACGUCCACAACGGCAACAUGGCCGCCAAGGCCGCCGAGGCCAACAAGCCGGUCAAGGCCUUUAGCGUCUACACGGACAAGGCCAAGACUUCGUCGUCGGUGGCGGCGGCGGCACGUUCCGCCGUCGGCGCCGCCAGUCUCGUGCCGCGCCCGAGCACGCACAAGCGCCCCCUAGAACACGAGCAGGCUUUGAGGCAGGCCAAGGCCGCCCGGCCGGCGGCAGAGGAGCAGAUCACCAUGUCGGCGGCCGAUAUUGAGGCCAUGGUGGAGAAGAAGGUCAGCGAGAUGCUGGCAGCGAGAACGGCGGCCGCCCCCGCGUCGUCGUCGCAGGCUGGCCCUCAGCAGGCCGACUUGAGCGAGGCGGUACAGAAGCGGCUCGAGGCGCUCGAGCGGCGCGUGGAAGGCGACGACUGGCGUGGCGACACCAGGUCCGAUGGGCUCCGCUACCUGUUGGCGGCCCGACAAUGCAAGCAAAGGGGCGACGACGCCGCCGCGCUCAGGGCCUACGAGAUGGCGUUGCCGUAUUUCCCCGGGCAGGCCAAGCUGCUGAGCAACAUUGAGCGACUGCGGUCUGCCUUGAGCGCCUCGGCUGAAGACCCACUCCAGUCGGCAAAGGAAGGAAGACGCGCCAGGGCUACAGUCCAUGACGACGAAGAGUGGGAGGAGGGGGAGGAGGAGGAAAGGGGGAGCGACGGCGCAUCGCCACGCACGAGACGGCUCCUGGAUGUGGUCAACUCGCGAGACAUGGCGCGGAUCCGGGGCCUGGCGGGCUUCGGCGCCAAGAGAGCGCAGGACCUGAUCGACUAUCUGGAACUGGCGGCGCUCGAGGCCGACGACGGGAGCGGCGGUGGCAGCAUCGAGAGCCUGGAGCAGCUGCGGGCGCUGCCCGGCAUGGGCUGGCGGACAGUCGAGAGGGCCCAUGCGGGCCUAACGACGAUGACUUGA
This is a messenger RNA of Hirsutella rhossiliensis, 2061 nucleotides long. Its product is annotated as kinesin motor domain-containing protein. The transcript has 3 exons. Gene Ontology annotation, biological process: microtubule-based movement. The record is from RefSeq and is a predicted model, not a curated record. Gene Ontology annotation, cellular component: kinesin complex; microtubule. Gene Ontology annotation, molecular function: ATP hydrolysis activity; microtubule binding; ATP binding. The coding region runs from base 1 to 2061 and encodes 686 amino acids. Lineage: Eukaryota; Fungi; Ascomycota; Sordariomycetes; Hypocreales; Ophiocordycipitaceae.